ACUCACCUUUGUACAGUAGGUACACCGAGACAUCAAGCUACUCAUUUCCAAUAAAGGAUGGUCUCGCAUUGUAUAUGCUUCCCGUCUAAUAAUGGUUCAAUUUAUACUGGAAAGUGUAGCUUGAUGUGUCGUUGUGCGUGUAUUGACUUAGGAUUCGAGAAUAGACUCUCUCCUUUUUUAGACUUUGUAUAUACUUAUUAGCGUCAGAGAGGCGUCGGAUGCAAUCUGAGCCUGUCUGUGUUUACAAAUUUAUCUACUAAUAAAUUAAUAUGUGCCGUUCGAAUGUACACCCAUAGUAAUGUAUUGUAAUGAACGACUUUUUUCAUAAAUUAAAUGCAAAGCAAAACCGCGUGAAACUAGUCGUAUAUUCAUUGUGUAUUAUUGCUACCUUAGCAAUAUUUUUAGGAUUCCGUCGGAGAGAUAUCAUCUUCGUUGAGCAAUGAUUAAUCUCAAGUUAUUCGAACAUUGAUUAAUAUAAAUCAUAAGGAAUUAAUGUGAACGGAAUCCUCAUUCACAUAAGUAGUCAAACUUGACAUAAUUUUCCUUCUGAUCAUCAUUUUUUUACACACACGUAUAGGGAUGAAAUACUAAUGCGUUCACACUAAUGAAGUAUUGGUGCCUAUUAAUAGGAAUGUCAAAUUCUAUGGUUCAAUACUUUCUGCUUAGAGCUGCUAGUAAACACUUCAAGUUACGUACGUGUUUGUGCCAGUACAUAUACUCAUCAAGAAGUAUCAGUUUUUGAAACAACUACCUAUUCGAUAAAGUCAUCAGUUCAUUAUGUCGAAACUUGUAGAUGACAUUUACCCAACGGACGAGGCGUCAUCCGCUGAAGAGCCGGAAAAGAAACCGCUCGAAAAAAAGAGCACGAAGAAGAGAUCUCAUCGCUCAGAGCCGUCGAGCAGUGGCGUACGCACCGGCGCCGGCGGCGGCGCCAGCGCUCGCUCCGACCGGGACACUAAGCGGGCUAAGACCGAGAACAGGAGCACCGCGGCGGCUCUCUUUGGCUCUGAUAGUGAAGAUGAUCACUCUACAUCUCUUGAUAACGAAAUUGGUAAAAAAGUACCCCCUUUAACUUCUUAUGUAAUGAGACGCGUUACGAAUGGAUAUUCGCGCCAAGCUAAUGCAUUAAAACCGGGGACACAUUUCAUUGAGUUAAAAAUAUACAAAUGUGAUGAAAUAGAAAAUGUGUCGCCUAUGAAUAGGUGGCGUCAUGCGAUUGUUACCGUAAAGAAUAGAUCAGAUAUUGAUACCGAAAGUUGGCGUCACUUAUCUGCUUAUUUGAGUGCCAUUCGUAAAGAAUUUAAAAACUGCCCCUCUAUGAUUAUUAAUUCUUAUAAUUAAUUCAAUAAAUAGCUGUGUAGUGUAACUAUGCUUAAAACUACGCACAUUAUAUAACUAUUAUACUAUAUAACCAGUUUUAUGAUUUAUAAAAUAAAACUAUGUAUUCGUUAGAUAUAAGAGAUAUAGUUUAAGGUUUCUUUUGAACCCAUUACAUUUAGAUAAAUAUUAUUGUAUAAACAUCUACCUAUAAUCAUACAUAAUAAUAUAUUAUCCUUCUUGUUAAUAAUAUAAAUAAUAAAAUAUUCUUAUACCUCUAACUUUUAAUUGUUCACAGUUACCCUACGUCAUGAGGAUGAACCCGAUAAAAUUAAUUUUAUGUUAUGUGAGAAAUGCAAUUUAAGAAUAUUAAAACAAAAAUUCAAGAAUCAUACCAGAUCUAAUUUACAUAAGUCGAACUGUCUAUUGAGUACUGAAUUUGAAAGUAUUAAAAUAAUUGCCACUGCAUUUAAGAAUAGAAUAGUUACAUACAGACUAAGUCCAGUACAGGAAGACGAGCACCUCACACCAGAGGCGUUCCUGUGCUAUUAUAAGAAUGAUAUAAAUAGAAUUAUUGAACUGUCGUUAGCAAAACAUAAGUGUAUCAAAGUAAAUUUUGAGCUAUUUGCUUAUUUCAUUUUACCCAAGUCAGAUGAACAACAGCUUAAGUCAUUUAAUACCAAAUUUGAAAUUGUAUGCAGUAGUACAGAUAUAAACUGUAUAAUUAUUAAAAUAAUAAAUAUUUUGGUAGAAAAAAUGAUUGCAUUUGAACACUGCGAGUCCGGUUGGUCAUUUUUUAAAGUAAAUCAUUUAGAAAUUAAUAUAAAUAAAUAUUCACCUAUGAGAGGAGGUAGUUAUUUAGAAUUACCUUCAGUUAUAAAAAAUACUAAAAGUUGCAUAAACAUUAAAAACAAUGAUAAAUACUGUUUGUUAUGGAGCAUUGUAGCUUCGCUGUAUCCUGCUAGAAGUAACGUCUGUAGAACUGCAUCCUAUCCUCAUUUUUCAGAAGUUCUCAAUAUUGAAGGGAUCGCAUUUCCGCCCACUAUUAAUGAUUUGAAACUUUUAGAGAAACAAAAUCCUGAUUUAAGUAUCAAUGUUUAUGGUCUGGAUAAAAAAUGUAAUGUUACUGGGCCUCUAUAUUUGAGUAGUUUAAAGAAAGUUAAUCAUAUAAAUUUAUUAUACAUAGAAAAAGAAGAAAAGGGUCAUUACUGUCUUAUUAAAGAUCUCCCACGAUUAGUAAGACGUCAAAUCACUAAACAUAAUGGAAAACUAGAGUUUUGUGAUUCAUGUUUACAGUUUUUUGCAAGUAAGACUCGAUAUAAUUCGCAUAAAUGUUCUAAAAUUUUAGCAAUAUUACCAGGUGAAAAUAGUAAAUUAAAGUUUAAGCACUAUGAAAGAAAAUUAAAAAUUAAUUUUAUAGUAUACGCAGAUUUUGAAAGCAUAUUGUUAGAUUGUGAUACGAAAUCAAGUGAUAAUAAUACAACUAACAUAAAAUUGCAUCAACCGUCAUCUUUUGGCUAUUAUGUUUGCUGUUCUCAUGAUUCCAGCUUGAAUAAAUAUGUUUGGCAUAGGGGUCCAGACUGUAUUGAAAUAUUUAUAAAAAACUUAAUUAGAGAUGUGAAACGAAUCUGUAGGAUAUUAUCAAUUAAAAAGUCCUUGUCUUCAUUAUCUGAAAACCAAAGAAACAACUAUGAUAUGGCCAAUAUAUGUCAUAUCUGCGAACAGCCUUUAUUGGGAGAUAAAGUUCUUGAUCACGAUCAUAUUACUGGUGAGUAUCGCGGCGCAGCGCAUACUCAUUGUAAUUUAACUUACAAAGUAUGUCCAUUCAUUCCAGUAGUGUUUCACAAUUUAUCGGGAUAUGAUAGUCAUAUUUUUAUAAAAGAAUUAACUAACUAUGAGGGUGACAUCAAGGUAAUACCUAAAUCGAAAGAAAAAUAUAUGUCGAUAACGAAAAACAUUUAUUAUGAAAAAUUGUCUCGCCACAUACAAAUAAAAUUUAUAGAUUCAUUUCAAUUUUUAAGUUGUAGUUUAGAUACAUUAUCAAAAUCUUUAACAAAAGAAGAAAAUAUACAUCUUGCCAGCGAAUUCAGAGAUUAUGAUCAAUUCGUUUUACUGAGAGAAAAGGGUGUUUUUCCUUACGAGUACAUUGAUUCGUGGGCUAAAUAUGAUGUGAAGGAGCUCCCACCUAAAUAUACAUUUUUUAAUAGUUUAACAUCGGAGCAUAUAACAGAUGCUGAAUACCAACGUGCACAAAAAAUUUGGGAUGCUUUUAAGAUUGAUUCUCUUGGUAGAUAUAAUGACUUAUAUUUAAAGAGUGAUGUAUUAUUACUUUGUGAUAUAUUUGAAAAAUUUAGACAAAUGUGCUUGAAAUAUUACAAAUUAGACCCAGCUCAUUAUGUAUCUUCACCUGGUUUAAGUUGGGAUGCUAUGCUUUUAUACACAGGAGUUCAAUUAGAUUUGAUUUCUGAUUUGGAAAUAUAUGAAUUAUUAGAAAAUGGAAUACGUGGCGGUUUGGCUCAAUGUUCACUUCGAUAUGCUAAAUCUAAUAACAAAUACCUACCAGAUUAUGACGUAACUGAACCUUCUUCUUUUUUGAUAUAUCUCGAUGCUAAUAAUUUGUACGGGCAUGCCAUGACCAAAAAGAUGCCGAUAUCAAACUUUUAUUUAUUAAACGAAAAUGAAAUAUCAAAAUUUGAUCUGUUCAACGUUGCAGAUGAUGCAGAUUAUGGUUAUAUUUUAGAAGUAGAUUUAUGUUAUCCACAGCACUUGCACGAUUCUCACAGUGAUUUACCUUUUGCACCCGAAAAAAUAAUACCUCCAGGCGGAAAAACUUAUAAACUAGUAGCAAAUUUAUAUGAUAAAACCAAAUAUGUUAUUCACUAUACAAACUUAAAACAAUGCCUAAAACAUGGAUUGAUUUUAAAAAAGAUCCAUCGUAUAUUAGCUUUUCGACAAGACUGUUUUCUGAAAAAAUACAUUGAUUUGAAUACUCAGUUACGUCAAACAUGUAAUUCAGCAUUCGAAAAAGACUUUUUUAAAUUACUUAAUAAUGCUAUUUUUGGUAAAACAAUUGAAAAUAGACGAAAACAAAAAGACGUGAGGUUAAUAUCACAAUGGGCAGACACGAAAAAUUUAACGAAUAAAAAUGUAGGUGCUGAAAAGUUAAUUUCUAAACCAAAUUUAAAAAGCAUCUAUAUAUUAAAUGAAAAUUUUGUAGUCAUUCAAUUGAAUCAAGAAAAAGUAACCUUAGAUAGGCCAAUAUAUAUUGGUUUUACUGUUUUAGAAUAUGCGAAACAACAUUUAUAUCAGUUUCACUAUGAUUUUAUUAAAAAUAAGUAUAAAAAUCAAACAAUGCUUUGCUACACAGAUACCGAUAGUCUACUUUAUUAUAUACAUACUAAUGAUUUUUAUGCCGAUAUUACUCAAAAUAUUUCACAAUUUGAUACUAGCAAUUUUUCUGAAGAUAACCCUUAUGGAAUUUUUAAAAGGAAUGCAAAGGUUCCUGGUUUAUUUAAAGACGAAUUAGGAGGUGAUGUUAUUUCUGAAUUUGUUGGUCUUAGAGCUAAAUUAUAUUGUAUAAGUAGUGUUAAAACACAUAUAAAGAAAGCAAAAGGCAUUACGAAACAUGUGACAAGAAAAUUAUCAUCAACUAACUACAAGACAGCCUUAUUGAAUGACAAGACAUAUAAACAUAAAAUGAUGAUUAUAAAAUCGAUGAAACAUGUUCUGUAUACACAAGAAAUUAAUAAAGUAGCAUUAAAUAGAAAUGAUGAUAAAAGACAAAUUUUACCAAACCAAAUAUAUACUUUACCUUGGGGGCACUACCAAUCUAUCAAAUAAAUUUAUGAUUAUGUUACAAUAUGUAUAACUGCACUACAUUUUAAUGUAAUUAAUCUACAUUUAAAUGUAUUUUAAUAACUAAGAAUGAAAAAAAAUAUACUUAUUAUUAAUAAACAACCUUAUAUUUUGUUUACUAUAUUGUAAAUGGAUUACAUAAAUAUAGUUAUAGUUUAAUCAUAGAUAUAAGUGUACAUUUGAUAUAUAACAUGUUUUAUUAUACUUAAAUAAAUGACUUUUUACCUAUAAACCUGUUUUUAUUUAUGUUUCCUUAAAAAAAUAAAAUUAAAAAAAGAAUAUAUUAAUCUGUGAUUAGAAUAACAUCAUUCUUACACAGGUGGCAUACUUGAUUUUAUUUAUAUUUUUAAAUCAUAUUAUGUAUAUAUGUGAAUGCUAAACAGUAUUUGAUUUAAUCGGCGAGAUGAAGUUGAUCAAGCAACCCAUAUCCCUAAAUAUUAAUAAUAUAAGAUUAAGUGAAUCUGCCUACUACAUCAGGCAUAGCACUUUAUUGCCGAAUACCAUUCGCUGUAUAAUAUGUGGUCCAUCGAACUGUGGUAAAACGAAUGUUAUGAUUAGUUUACUGCUGCAUGAAAAUGGGCUCAAAUUCAGAAAUCUGUAUCUUUACUCGAAAACUUCUUUUCAACCUAAAUACCGUUUCUUGACUGAAGUGUUGAAAAGAGUACCACAGGUUAAUUUCUACGAAUUCAAUGAUGAUAAAGAUGUUAUUUCUCCGAGUGAAGCUUUAACAAAUUCUGUAUUUAUUUUCGAUGAUGUUGCUUGUGAAAAUCAAAUAAAUAUCCGCAAUUAUUUCUGUAUGGGUAGACAUAAACAAAUAGAUUGUUUCUAUUUGUCUCAAACCUAUUCUAAAAUUCCAAAGCAAUUGUUACGUGACAACGUUAAUUUUCUUAUUAUAUUCAAACAAGAUGAUGUAAAUUUAAAACAUAUUUAUGAAGAGCAUGUUAGUUCUGAUUUACAAUGGAAAGAGUUCAAAAAUAUUUGUCAAACUGUUUGGAGUAAACCUUAUAAUUUUCUACUUAUUAAUAAAGAAUCGUCAUUAAAUAAUGGAAGAUACAGACAGAAUUUUGAUAUGUUUUUUAAAUUUGACUGACUUUUUUAUAUGUCCAUAUAAGUAAUUAACAUGUACAAUCAAACUCAGUAUAAUUUGUUCUUUAGCCGAACACAGUUGUUACCUAUUAUAGUUACAAUAUGGAGAAAAAUAUUAAAAUAGAAUUAAUGAAAUCUGUAGACUCCAUAAAGAAUAAAAUAAAACAAAUGAAAAACCAGGAACACUCUAUAAACUUAACACUUGAUAAAAUGUUAAAACCUGUCACAGAUCCCCUUAAAACCCUAGUUGAUUCGAAUAAAACAAUAGAAAAAAUACAAAAUUUAGAAAAUACACACUCUAAUUCUGAAGAUGUGGAAUUGAGUGAUAUUAAUACUAGCUCAUCUACAAAGUUUGAAGAAUGCUACACUCCAGAACUGAAUUCUGUGCAGUUCGUUAAAAAGUCUCCCCAAACGGAAUCACUGGAAGAUUUAGAAAUAUCAUUAGAGGGUCAUGAUAUCCAUGAUAUUUAUGAAGGGGUAAAUAUACCAUUUGGAAUAAGAAGUGAAAACAAAAAAUUAUUAAUGGGCAAUUCAAUAGUUUCAUUUUCUAAAAUAGAUAGUGUGAAUGAUGAUAAUGUUAUUUUAAUUAAAGUUGGUGAUAAAACCUACAGUUUAACCGCUGGUUUAAAAGAACUUUUACUUCGAAGAAAACCUGAUUUGAAACUAAUAUCGAGCAAAGAUAAAUUGGUCUACAAAGAUAUGUUGCAUUAUACAAAUGCACAUAAGAGAGAUUUCAAUCCUAAUGGACAAAUUAGAGGCGAUAAAGGUAUAAAAUAUCGAGACAUAAUUAAACCAUUGUUUUCUGAGUCGUUAAAUAAUAAUAUUGUCACAAAAUUUGGAGGAAGCUUACCAACGCUAAAGAAAUACAGAAAUAACACUGACUUGGUAUAUUGGGAUGAUCCUAACGAACUGGUUGACAGAUUGAAACUAUUAAUUGCUUCCCGAGAUGCCGGUAAUACAAACCAUGAUAAUGAAAUUUUAUCAAUAAUCGAAGAAUUAAAAGAAGCUGAUAUAAUUAAAGAAUAAAUAGUCAUAAUAAUAAGCGUUUUAUUCAGUACGAUAGCUGAUUUCAAGACAAGUAUACUGAACUGCAAACAUGAGCAAAGCUGACGUGGUAAACGAAAUUCAUAAAAAUGCGAGGGUCAACUAUCCACGAAGACAUGUUAUCAUGAAAGAUAUAGAUGACUUGUGGCAAGCAGACUUAAUUGAUAUGCAAUCAAUUUCAAAAGAAAAUAAAAAUUACAGAUAUAUUCUUGCCGUUAUUGAUACAUUUUCGAAAUAUGCUUGGGCCUUUCCUAUGAGAAGUAAAACCAAAGAAGAUGUGUGUAACUCUUUCAAAACUUUGUUGGAUAAAGGACGUGUUCCCAAAAAUCUGCAAACGGAUAAUGGAGCAGAAUUUUAUAAUAACAAAUUUCAGAAGCUUAUGAAAUCAUAUAAUAUUAACCAUUAUUCAACCUUCUCAACAAAAAAAGGCUUCAAUAGUUGAACGAUUUAUCAGGACAUUCAAAUCUAAAGUUUAUAAAGAAUUUAGUUUAAAAGGCAAUUACAAUUGGAUAAAUAAUACCCUAAAUGAUGUUCUUUACAAAUACAAUCACACUCACCAUCGUACUAUUAAUGAAAUCCCUGCUAAUGUAGACAAUAUUAAUAAAAAAAUGAUAUUAGAAAGGUAUUUAAAGUUGUUAAAAAUUGAUAAUUUAAAAAGCAAGUACAAAGUAGGUGAUUAUGUGCGUAUCAGUAAAUACAAAGGAACAUUUGAAAAAGGUUAUACUCCCAAUUGGUCAACAGAAAUAUUUAAAAUUCGUAAAAUACAAAAAACAACUCCCAUAACUUACUUAAUUGAAGAUACUCUCAGAGGUCAGCCUAUUUUAGGCGCAUUUUAUACACAAGAACUUCAAAAAACAAAACAUCCCAAUGUGUAUCUAGUUGAGAAAGUUCUUAGAAGAAAAGAUAAUAGAGUUUUAGUAAAAUGGUUAGGUUUAUCUUCAGCUGAAAAUAGUUGGAUUCAUAAAUCAAAUAUAUUACUAUAGCAUUGACCUAAUACCAAAAUCAUGGAAGAAUCUUUUAAGUAUUUAUUAAUAUGCACAAUUUAGAUUCAUCAGUCUUCUAAUGUGUUUUGGGGAGAGUAGUCUUCUCAACUGGCUUAUAAACAAUUUACCAUUUGAAUUACAUUUACCUGGUUACAAUUAUUGCGGUCCAGGUACGAAAUUAACUAAAAGACUUACACGUGGAGAUAGCGGUAUUAACAAAUUAGACGAAUAUUGCAAAAAUCACGACAUUGCCUAUCAAAAUUCAUUAAAUUUAAAGGAUCGGCACAAGGCUGAUUUAAUUCUAUUAAAAAUGGCAAAAGAGCGAGUGGUUGCUUCUGAUGCGAGUGUAGGCGAAAAAAUUGCAGCACGCUUAGUAAGCAAGGCAAUGUCCAGCAAAAUUAAAACUGGUUCUGGCCUAAAAACAAGCAAUAAAAAGUCUUCUUUAAAAGCUACACAUGGAAAAGGAUUAAAAAGUAAACUGAAAAAUGUUAUCACUAAAACUAAAAAACACAUGAAAAAAUUAAAACCAAAGACCAAGAAGAUUGCUAUAGAAUUAGCUAUUGCUGCUGCCAGAGAAUUAGCUGAUAAUUCAUCCCUUAAACUUCCUCGUGUGAUUCCUAUUCCAAAAACUGGUGGUGUAUUACCUUUAAUUCCUAUUUUUGCGGGAUUAUCAGCGGCAGGAGCUUUAGCAGGCGGUGCAGCUGGUAUUGCUAAAACUAUUAAUGAAUUCAAGAUGGCUAAAAAGAUGUUGAUUGAAUCGAAAAGACAUAAUGAAAAAAUGGAAGCUCUAUGUAUUGGAAAAGGAUUACACCUUAAACCGCAUAAAGAUGGGCUCGGAAUUUUUGUAUCGAAACAAAAAAACUUAAGAUAUCGGCUACCCAAACGAGCCUUAACUAACUUUGAUAUUUUAAAGUAUGCUGACAGUAUUCCUUAUUUUAGAGGUGUAUUUAUGAGAGAUGAACUCCCUCAAUAUCCUUUUAAAAAAGAAUGUGGAGUUAUUAAUUUAGACUGUUCUAAAAAUCCUGGUUCUCAUUGGGUAGCCUAUGCAAAAUAUAAUGAUUACAUUGAGUAUUUUGAUAGUUACGGAAAUCUUAAGCCUCCAAAAGAAUUCAUAAAAUAUGUAGGUUCUAAAGUUCAAUAUAAUUAUGAUAAUAUACAACGUGAUCACCCCUUCAAUUGUGGACAUCUCUGCUUAAAUUUUUUACGAAAAUUCUGGUUUAAUCAAGAAAUAAAAUAAACAGGAUCUUCAAAAUGCGUUCAGUAUGCAAGUAUGACUACAACAGUUACCAUCUCUGGAAAUACAUCUGAAUUGAUUUCUUACUUUCAACCACCACUGCAUUUAUCUGACCAAUACGAGUGCGGUUUGCUAUACUUUUCAGUAUUAAAUUCAAGACCAGAAGUGGCAGUCAACAACAACAGUCUAAAUGUAAUUAGAAUCGAAUGUGAUCUUGUAAACGGUUCAUACUGCAAUGGCUUACCAGCACAUUUUAUUCACGAAUUUGUAUCUGAUACUGCUGCAGGUCGGCGGUUGAUAGAAAUACCACAAAACGUUAUUUACUUUCCAGUGAACAAAAAUCUAAUUUCAUCUAUAUCUGUUAAGAUUGUUGAUCAACUCGGUAACUGUAUUAACUUCGGUGAAGAACAUAUUCAAUUACGCCUUCAUUUAAGAAAAACAAAAUGAUAGUAUAUUAUAAAAACACUCCUGUGGAAAUCAAACGUCUUAUUCCAUCCAGGACCAUUAAGGAGCAUAGACGUAAGAAAAAAGUGAAAAAAUUGAGUGAAGCAAAUAAAGCUUUUCUUAAAGCUCUAGGUUUUAAAGUAUGAAUAUAUUACAAAUUACUGAAUUACCUCACUUCGAUAGUUCAAUUGAAAGCUAUGAAGUCCACACAUACAAUCCCUACACUAAUAGCUUUAGAGAAAACGAUGAAAUCAGAAUUCCCGUACACCAACAAGACAUAUACGUGUUACCAUCAGCCAGUUCACUUUACGUCGAGGGUCAAGCAAAGUUCUUCGACAAAGAUGGAAAACCGAUUAAGAAAAAUAUUACGUUCAGUAACAACCCUAUUAUGUUUUUGUUUCAAGAUAUCAGAUACGAAAUAAAUGGCAUUGAAAUAGAUCGCAUUAAAAAUUCUGGAAUAACGUCGACAAUAAAGUCAUAUGUUUCAAUGAAUGAUGGAGAAAAUAAAGUUGCUGCUUUAUGGGGUUGGAACCUAGAUGGAUUCAAAAGUGAUGGUCAUUUUAGUGCUAUUGUACCUCUUAAUAAGAUUUUAGGCUUUGCGGAGGAUUACAAUAAAAUUGUGAUAAAUUGUAAACAUGAACUUAUUUUGAAUAGAAGUAACUCUAACUUAAACAGUAUCUUAGCAACUGAUGAUAUUGCACAUUUUCAAAUAGACAUACAAAGAUUGCAAUGGCGUGUACCACAUAUAAAAGUGUCAGACCGUGAACGACUGACACUACUAAAACACUUGGAGAGAGAUAAACCUAUUCAAAUAGCGUUUCGAAAUUGGGAUUUAUAUGAGUAUCCUUUGCUCCCUAAAACUACAAAACAUUCUUGGUCAGUUAAGACUGCAUCGCAAUUAGAAAAACCACGAUAUGUAAUUUUUUGCUUGCAAACCAACAGAAAAAAUAAUAAAACGAAAGACAGUUCUCUGUUUGAUCACUGUGGGGUUAGUAACGUAACAUUAUUUUUGAAUUCGCAGUAUUAUCCUUACGAGCCUCUAAGCUUAAAUUUUUCUGAGAACAAAUACAAUAUAUUAUAUGAAAUGUACGUGAAAUUUCGUCAGUCGUAUUACAAUUGUCCUGCAGACCCCUUGCUUAAUUUGUUUGAUUUCAAGGAGAAGGCCCCUCUCUUUAUUAUAGACUGUUCAAGACAAAACGAUAGUUUGAAAACAGGCCCCGUAGAUGUACGGUUAGAGAUUGAAUGUUCCGCACCAAUACCAGAUAAUACAACUGGAUACUGUUUAAUUAUUAACGAUCGACUUGUGGAAUAUAAACCUUUAAGUAACAUAGUGCGCAGAUUAU
Helicoverpa zea (corn earworm) is the source of this 11306-nucleotide messenger RNA. RefSeq lists its product as uncharacterized. The transcript is spliced from 2 exons. Lineage: Eukaryota; Metazoa; Arthropoda; Insecta; Lepidoptera; Noctuidae. The record is from RefSeq and is a predicted model, not a curated record. Bases 1657 to 5157 code for a protein of 1166 amino acids. Gene Ontology annotation, molecular function: A2-type glycerophospholipase activity; structural molecule activity. Gene Ontology annotation, biological process: arachidonate secretion; phospholipid metabolic process.